Messenger RNA from Dibothriocephalus latus, 234 nucleotides. Lineage: Eukaryota; Metazoa; Platyhelminthes; Cestoda; Diphyllobothriidea; Diphyllobothriidae. The record is from the annotation of a GenBank genome assembly.
CGCUUGGGUCUGGCCCUUAAUUACUCGGUGUUCUACUACGAAAUCAAGAACGAUCCUGAGAAGGCCUGUCAUUUGGCCAAGACAGCAUUUGAUGAUGCUAUCAGCGAAUCAGGCAGUCAGUGCGACGAGACUUACAAGGACAGCACCCUCAUCAUGCAGCUCCUUCGAGACAAUCUUGCUUUGUGGACUUCUGAUCCGGACGAUGGAGAAAACAAUGAAGCCGGUGACAAUUAA